Molecule: messenger RNA, 1587 nt
Organism: Cadophora gregata
Lineage: Eukaryota; Fungi; Ascomycota; Leotiomycetes; Helotiales; Ploettnerulaceae
Exons: 1
Coding region: 1-1587 (528 amino acids)
Source: RefSeq, a predicted model, not a curated record
AUGAAGAAAGAGAAGACGGUAUCUACCACACCGAGAUCCUUCCCCAUGGGCUUGAAAGAGCGUCGUCGUCGAUCUCAAAUUGUACCUACAGUCCUUAAGCAACGCCGACAUCUCACUAAAGCAGAACUUGCUGCUGCCGAUUACACCCUCAUGGGAGAUAAGCCGCAUUACAUGGAGGUCAAACUUCGAAGUGGGAAGCAGGUUGUACUUCCCUUCGCGCGGUAUUUUGACCCAGUUGGAAUGCAGGAUAUUGGUGUGUUUGAUAAGCUUGCAGAGAUUCAGCGUAUGGCCUUUCAAACGGAUUUUCGGCCUCAGCUCGCUCGGAUUUCCAAGGCUCAUAAUCCUUCUCAUGAGGCCUUGAAGGGUACUACGUACGAUCUCGGAGCGACUGUGCAACCUGGCCAUGGCAAUGACGGUAUCCAACUUGGCGGUCUUGCAAAGACAAAUGACCCUGAAAUCAAGCACCUUACCAGUUUGGUAGCUCAAGUCGGAUCCUGUAUGGUCAAGAAUGCCUUCCCACCAACCCAUUCAACCGCGGAAAUCCGGGAGCGAAGAUGGAUGGUCGGCGCUUCUCUCACCAUCGGCCAUAAAGAUAACCACGAAGUAACCUCCAUUCAAAUCAACUUCAGCAUGCUGAACCAAGAACUCGUCGACGCCAUCAAAGAAGUAGGCAAAGUCCACAACGACGGCAAAGACGACCGCCCCCGCUUCACAGCCCUCCUGUUCCUCCCAUACUUCCCAAAGAACCAUUUCCCCGGACGCUUCCUCAUCACCACCGCUCGUCUCGCAUGUACAGCCUGUCCAUUCUCGGGCUUAGUCUUUAGUGGCACACACGCACAUUUCGCCACAGGAAUGGGUGCCUACGACAAGAGCAUUAAUAUCGACUCCCCUCUUCGAUAUCAUCGUCCAGCUGCAAUCCAAUACCCCAAACUCCCACCAGAAGCCAGAUACGGCCGUGUCGCCAUUGUCGCAUAUCCAAAACGCUGCCUCGUGCGACUCAACCCACGAGCCAUGAGAGCCCAGGACUUCGAAGACGACGUCGCUGCCUUAGCUCACUUCUGCAGUCAGCGCAACAUGCAGGAAUUCCGGCUGCGAGCAUUCGUCAAGAUGAACCCCGCAGCCUUGAAAGACUCACCUGUCACGCCGGAUGCUCUCAUUCAGAAAUUCUCCUGGGUCAACGACCACGGCGAGACUGAAUAUCCCCGUCGAGAACUUGCCACCGCUGCGUUACACUAUGCUUUAAAUGAUAUGAGUACUAAUGACCCUGAGUGGAAAGAGCUGAAUGAUGCAGUUGAGAAGAUCAGUUGUGGUUCGAGUUUUCCAAAUGAGGUGGGCAAGCUGAAGAAGAAGAGUACGAAGUGUGGGGAGGAGGAGUGGAUUGAUGUUGGGGUGCCGGCUCCUAGGUACGGAGAUGAGGUUCCGGGGUCGAUUGACUGGAUUGGAUUGGAGAGAUCGACGGCGUUUCUGGGGGCGAAGUUGAAGCGGAAGGUGGGGGAUGUUGAACAUGAUGCUGAAGAUGAGGAUGAAGAAGUAGUUGGGAGCUUUGAGGGUGUACACAAGGAGAAGGUGCGCAGACUUGAUACUUAG